Myzus persicae (green peach aphid) is the source of this 2954-nucleotide messenger RNA. Its product is annotated as facilitated trehalose transporter Tret1-like. Bases 604 to 2046 code for a protein of 480 amino acids. Gene Ontology annotation, biological process: transmembrane transport. Gene Ontology annotation, molecular function: transmembrane transporter activity. Lineage: Eukaryota; Metazoa; Arthropoda; Insecta; Hemiptera; Aphididae. The transcript is spliced from 2 exons. Gene Ontology annotation, cellular component: membrane. The record is from RefSeq and is a predicted model, not a curated record.
CGAGCACCGACAUCAAUAACGACGUGCUAUUACAAUAAAAUGUAAUAAUACAUACGACGAUGAAAUAAUUACUUUGAUACAACACCCGUGUAUAGUGCACACGCGUGUAAUACAGCGACAGUAUAUGUGUAUCAUCAUCCGUCGUGUGCACAUCGGUACAUCACUAUACACACGUACCGUCGUAUCACGGCCGCGCGCGCGCACACACACACACACACACACACACACACACACACACACACACACCGACUCUAGCUUGGGCGCGCUUGCCCGUCUAUAUACACGUGACACUGACGCAUUGGCGGCAAUCGCUUUUCAGUCCGUCUUCAGGCAGUGUCGCGUGUCCGUCCGUCAGCCCGUCAGCCCGUCAUCCGUGCCGCCGAAUCCGCACGCGUCCGCCGCAGAGACGAAUCGCGCCGAUCUCUUGUCGUUGGACUACCGUUGCGACCGAACCCGUAAGCAUUGGCGUCGUCCCGAACAUGUGACGCGGCCGCCGCCGAAGCGGACGGUGCCGCACCAUCGCCGCCGCAACAACCGCCGGCCCGGACGUGCAGCACAGCACCGCAGCCGCAGCCGCAGCCGUCGUCGCCCCGGCUGGCCGCUAUGAUCGGCGGGUUCUUCAACAAGCCCGUCGGCCGGCAGUACGUGGCCGCCUUCGUCGCGUCGCUGUCGGUAAUGAUGGCCGGCACGUCGUUGGGUUGGCCGUCACCUGUGCUGGCCAAGCUGUCCAACGGUGGGCUGACGAUGGCCGCCACCAACGAACAACAGUCGUGGAUGAUUGCCAUGCUGGAGCUGGGCAACCUGUUGUCGCCGAUACCGUUCGGGGUGCUCGUGGACGUGGUGGGCCGGAAACCGUGUCUGCUACUCACAGGGCCCCUGUACAUCGUCAGCUGGCUGAUGGUGCUGUGCAGCGACACGAUCGGCGUGCUGUACUGGGUGCGGCUGCUGCAGGGCGCGUGCAUUGGCAUCAUCACUACGGUGGCGCCAAUCUACAUUGGCGAGAUAGCUGGCGACGGUAUCCGCGGCGCGCUCAGUACGUUCUUCAACGGCAUGCUCAACGCCGGCAUACUGUACGUGUACUGCGUCGGGCCGCUUGUGUCGUACGAUGCGCUCACAUACUACUCGCUGUUGGUGCCUUGCGCGUUCCUGGGCACGUGCCUGUGGAUACCCGAGUCGCCGUACUACUACGUGCUUCGGGACGACGACAAGAAGGCGCACGAGUCAGUGGCGUGGCUGCACGGUGACGCGGAACCGGACGUGGUGGUCCGCGAGCUGAUGCGCAUCAAGGCCGAGGCCAGGGACGAUCUCCGAGAAAAGGGGUCGAUGCGCGACCUGUUCGGGUCCCGGUGCAGCCGGAAGGCGUUCCUGAUCGUCCAGAUCGUGGCCGCGGCCGACGUACUGUCUGGCAUGACCACCGUGUUGGCGUACGCGUCUUCCACAUUUGCCCACGCCGAUACGGACAAGACGCUGUCCCCGGAUCAGUUCACCAUGUUGCUAGGCGUGCUGAUAUUCUGCACCACGUUCGUCACCGGUUACCUGGUGGACAAGUUGGGCCGCCGUCCACUGCUGCUGUUCUCGUGCUUCGGGUGCGGUGCGUUCGAGCUGGUCACCGGACUGUACUACUACAAGCGGUGGGUCGGGUUCGAGUCGCUGGGCGCCUGGAUACCGUUCACGGCCAUUGGAUCGUUCGCCGUCAUCUACAGCAUAGGGCUCGGGCCGCUGUUGCCCACGCUCCAGGGCGAGAUGUUCCCGUCCAACGUCCGCGGACUGGCCAGCGCUAUCACGUCCGUCACGCUCACCGUCAUAUCGUUCGUUGGCCUCAAGAUGUACCAGGUGAUCACCGACCAGUGGGGCAUACACGUCAACUACUUCAUAUACGGCACCGGGUGCCUGGUGUCAUUCCUGCUGAUCUAUCGGUUCCUGCCCGAGACGAAGGGCAAGACGUUUGCUCAGAUCCAGAAUGAGAUCAUGAAAACCAUCGACGACCGGCCGUCCCGCGGCAAAAAUCGCCGAAAUCCCGUCCACGCCAACACGACGGGCGUCUAGACCUGUGUACGCGUCAUUGCAGGUGUUUGCUGCGGGCAGCCAUGCCGACAAAAUAAUAACAAAACGAUAGUAUUAUAAUGUUUUUUUCGUUUUCUUGUUUUUUAUUCAUUUCAUUAUCUUAACAUUUUUAUUUCUGUAUAGUAUUAAACUAUUUAUACGUUUAUAUAUUAUUAUUUAUAUGGUUAUAGGUACGACGUAGGUGUAGUAUAAAAUACAUAUAUUUUAUACAUAUAUAGCGUUGUCCUCCGCGACGGAAAAAAGCCAUCCCGCAUUAUUAUGUAAUACUUGUAUAUAAUAUAUACGUACGCACAUCAAACGACCCCACACGAUCGGACAAAGGUACGACGACCCUGACGGGAGGGCAAGGGGGUGGUGAGAUUUUACGGCGCUGACGUGCGGUUGGUUUUCCUUUUUGACGUUACGAUCUCGAAUCUUCCACCAUAUCCACCACCGCGGUGAUCAAUAAGACACGUCGCAUUACAAUGAGACCGAAAAGGGGCAGAACGGCGCGUACCGCACUGCCAUACUUUUCGUUCGCGUUUGAUUGACAGUUAUCCUCUAUUAUAUACACGUGAUCAGACACGCGCACGCACGCACACACUAGCGAAACCGUAUACACACAUAAUAAUAGUAAUAUAUAAACGUAUAUUUGAGUCCCGAGGAGGGAUAAAGUUGCGGAAAUUGCGUUAAGCUUCGUUUUGCUCCGAAAACAACGUGCACCGGAGACCCUAAUCAAUCAUAAAUGGUUUUAGUGACAUGUUCGGUGGAGGAGACUGUGUUACGUCCGCCGCCGCCCGAAAACCGAUCGAAAACAAUUUCCAUACGUCAAAACCGCCCGAACAAUGUUAAUUUAUGUAUAUUUUUAUACACCGAAUGUUAAAAUAAUAUAUUACCAAACAUCGCUGUAC